AUGGUGGAUAAGGGUCCCGAGACUAGUGACACUUUAUCACCUUCUCCCUCGAGGGGUUCGUCAAUACCGUCUUCCCCAGAACAUGUUGUGCGUCAUGCUGCAGCUCCAAAAAACCGUGAGCUUAGUGAAAAGCCUUCUCCAUAUAUUCCGCUGGUUCGUUUCACUCCCAGUAAUAGUCCCUGGAGGAAGGAUAAGACAAUUAAAUCAUCUCCCAUACGACGGCCCCCAUUGAGUAUUGUAUCUUCACAGAAAGCUGUCAAGUCUCAGAGUGAGUCAGAGAAUAGAUUGAUGGGUUUGCUGCGAUCGAAGAGUAAAGUUGGAAAUUUCCAUAAUGUUAAACUGGGAAAAAGAGAAAUGCCCCAGCUCUCUAGAAGUCGAACUGUGGUACCUGAAUUUAUUUCUACCAAUAAAUCAUUGAAAGUACGAUCUGAAUCGUUCGAUCAGAGCAUCUCAUCUUUGGCAAGUACUCCUAGGCAUGAAGCAAACCGAACGUUUAUUUCUAAUGUCAAGCAGCUUUUACAGAAUGAUAGAGCCCUUGAGGCAAAAGCGGCUGCGUUGAAUAGAGAUAGCACUGAAAAGCCUACCAAAACACUUCAGAAAAUCAAAGUUGCUUCUCGAGAAAAGCAAAUGGCGAACUUGCAGGUAAAAAGUGGAGAGCCUAAGACAGACUCAGUGACAGACAAAGCUGGAGCGGUUUCAGCAGUUGUUUCUCAGCCUCCUGUUAAAGAAUUUUCGGCACGAACAGGUCAAGAGAAGACAAAUGGAGAAGCUAAAACUACGCCCAUGAUCAAAAAUAUCGAGAGAGGGAGCCAGAAGGCCGAGCUUUGUAUACCGAACAAGCGUUCUCACGAGAGCGCAAUCACUGAAGUCGCAUCGAAAGGAAAAAAGGCAAAACUUUUAGAUUUAUCAGGAGAUGCAAAGAAUUUGUCAGAUACUGUUAGCCCUUCACAGCUUAUUGCUGCUGAGUUGUUGCAUGGUAGCACUAUAGAAAGGAACAAUAGUCCAGAUGGCGCCACAAAGGCUAUUCCUCUCAUACAGCAAAGAUCAAUCGAGAAGAGUGAGCCUAGUAUUUCAAAGGACUCCUCCGAUAAUGCUGUUUUGGUUCAGGCCCAAUCUUCAAGGGAGAAGAUAGAGUCCAUUAAGGAAACAACAAGAAAAGUAAAUGAAGUAUCAAGUGCUAGCGACCAUUUUACCACUGUUAAAAAUACGAUACAUGCAGAUGAUAGGAGUAAAAAGUUGGAUGAUGCCAGAGAUGUUGUUCGGGUCCUCGACGAGCCUAACAUUUCAAGCAAAGCCUCCACUACAACAACAACUCAACUCACGUCUGUGAAAGAAAGAAUAAGGCCUAAUGCAGAACUAUCAAAAGACAAGAAGAAAGAAUUAACGAACAAUGAUCAGCUUAUUGCUGUUAAGCACUUUCCACAAGCAGAGAAAAAGGGGAGGAAGAUGAGCAUUGAAGGCGCCGGACAGGCUAUUACAGUCACUGCUCGCGAGGAAAGGUCGACUGAGAAGAGCGCGUUCAGCGGUUCAACUAAGCGCACCAAUAACUAUGGAAUUUCUCGAGUAUUCAAGAAAAACAUGGCAGUAUCUAGUAUUGAACCUGGCGCCGCCUCAUCAAGAGAAGUAAUGAUGAUACGGAAUCCACUUAUUGAUCAUGAUCAGCAUCCCAAAACGAUUAAUGUUGUUAGGCAGGGGAAAAAGACGAAAUCUGAAUCCAAGGUACAGAAACCUAUAAAAGAUCGUGAACAGCGUCAAAUGUCGACUCAGUUCAGCUUGGAGCAGAUAAGGGCAAUUUCUAUCAGGGAGUCCGGUAUCACAUCUUCAAAGGAUGAGGUAGCCGUAUCGAUUCCCCCUGUUCUUCGUGAUCAGACGCCCAUGGUACCUAUUCCUAUUCACAAGGGUAAACAGGCAAUUAUCAAUUCCGACAUUCCGAAUCCUCCUGUCGGUCGUGGCCAGCAACCUAUCAUGAAUAAGUUCACCUUUAAUAUCACAAGGACAAAAUCUGCUACGGUGCUUGGCAACAUACCAUCAAAAGACGGGCCAACCGUACAGCAUCCUUCUGUUGCUAGUAUUCAACAUCUCACAGGAAAUGCUAGCGAAGAGAGGAAAGAUAAAUCCAGCUCCGAGCCAGCCAUUUCUUUGCACAGAGACCAAACAUCCAUACAGAAGUCGGUUCCUCAUGAGAAUCUGGUUGCAGAUCAACAGGUACAACAGGAUUCCAUCAAGGGAAUUGGAAUUGAAACAGUUAAUGGUUUUGCGACUGCUCCUCCCAUUUCCAGUCUCAGAGCGAGAUGGAAUAAUGCCCUGACUGAGGAACCCACUGAUGACGAGUCCAAGCGUCAGAAUUUGGUUGAUCUUCUUACGGUGCUUUAUAGAGAAAAAACUCAAAUUGAAGAGCCAGUUCAUUCUAGUGACGCUACUGGAGGUGAUAUGAAUGCAAAGAUACAAGAUGGUUUUGUCGCUCGGGUUUUAACCAUGCCAGAGGUAUUCGGCGAUGAGGAGCCUGACGGCAAACGUGGUGCAAAGACUAGGGAUAAGCAACAUGUACUCACUGAGGCGGUGGUGUCCGCGGGCGGAGAAUUACCAAAGCCUCGCCAGGAGGAACCACUAGCCCGGGAAGACAGCUCUUUGAAGCUCGAGUUACAUUACCUUACUGAACCCGACAGCACUUCAAGCAACGAUGAAGAAUCUGGGAAGGACAACUUUAAUAAGAAGUCAAACAAUACAAAGGAAACAGAGAUGUCUGGAAAAAAUAAUGUAAUUGGUCCUAAGCAAGGUGUCAUUUCCGUAGCCAGUCGUGACAAAGGUGCUGGUAAAGAGAUUUCUCCAAAGCAGGACCCAGUGAUUGAAAGACGAAAGAUAAACCGUCAAUUGACGCAAGAUGUAAUGAAGCUUAAUAAAAAGUUGGGAUACGCUAAAGAUAGAAUAUCUCAAUUGAUAGAAGGUGGCAUUGCCAUUCAUUCUUCUAUAGCAUCAAAUCCCAAAGUGAGUGUUACGAAUAAUAUAUGUUCCGCAAAGAAUUAUGAACACUCUCAUGCAUAUUACUAUCAACAAAUGCACAAGAAGGGAGAUCUGGAAUACAUCUCUAUCAGUGGCCCUCUUAGUGCUAAUUUUGUUAACGACAAUGAACUUCCAACACAGGCAAGUAGAGAAGCGCAACCGAAAGGCAAAGUAGUGGAGAGCCAUUCUCGUCCAUCUAAUCCCUUGAGCUCCCAAAUAGAUAAACAAGAUUCUACAGGUCACUUAAGAGAAGGAUGGAAACGGCGCUGGCUCGCGACGCUUCAGGGAUGUAUGGUAUAUAUAGAGACGCCAUCGGCUUCCUCAGAGGAUUUUACUGCUGAACAGUUCUUCCACAUGAAAAAGGCUUUUGUUGGGCUAGGCGCUAAGGUAGUUGAUCAUUUCGAUGAGAAGGUGGGUAUACUUAUCACAACGAAGAGCCCAGAGGCAGGCGCUGCUGAAGAAAAAGCGUCGAAUGGAGGCUUAAGAGUAUGGUCUGUAAAGAAAGCAUUUCAAUUUCUGAUGAAUCUAGGAGAACAUCAGACAAAACAGGAAGUCAAACCUGACGCCAAAACAUCGGGGAGUGUUGUAGAGGCGGACAAUGAUACCACAUUGAUAAAAGUUCCUCUCACUAAUGAUAAAUUUAAAAUAAAAACUACGUCAACGCUUAUUGAACCGACUAAGCCUUCAUCAACGCCAGAUUUGGUAGUUCCCAAGGCUGCCAAGGCCAAAGAAAUUGUCACUGCAUUGGAACGCAGCAUGUCACCAACGGCACAGAAGCUUACGAAACCUGAGCCUAGAGUUCCUGAAUCAGACCCCGUGGCACAAGAAGCAUUACACACAGGAGCCAGUGAGCGCACGGUGGCUCCAAAACUAUCUUCUUUUGGAACACCGGCCCUUUUAGAUAGUGCAACGAUCUCUUCACAUGAGACAUGGGGAGAAGUCAGCAGCGAGAAUCUUUCGGAAACGGAAGAUAUUGGCGAAGACCAGUUUGUCCGAACUAUAAUAGAGGAUGCGACAAAUGCCUUGGAGGAGAAGGAUAAACAAAUCGAGGCCGCACGAAAGCUGAUCUUAGCGCUAUCUCGAGAAGUCAUGCAAAAGGAACUGUCAAUAACCUCACUCUCAGGCCGCUUAAGGGCAGCAGAGCACGAAAUCAAGGAGCAAAAGCUUACUCUUGACGAUUACGCCGUAACAUUAGCCGAAAAGGAACUUGACAUCAUGCGAAUGACCGAUGAACUACAAGAAGAAUCUGAUUAA
Messenger RNA from Torulaspora delbrueckii, 4254 nucleotides. It is a transcript of the gene SIR4, whose product is annotated as chromatin-silencing protein SIR4. The transcript has a single exon. The coding region runs from base 1 to 4254 and encodes 1417 amino acids. NCBI's taxonomy places the organism in Eukaryota, Fungi, Ascomycota, Saccharomycetes, Saccharomycetales, Saccharomycetaceae. The record is from RefSeq and is a predicted model, not a curated record.